Sphenostylis stenocarpa is the source of this 258-nucleotide messenger RNA. Lineage: Eukaryota; Viridiplantae; Streptophyta; Magnoliopsida; Fabales; Fabaceae. The record is from the annotation of a GenBank genome assembly.
AUGAUGCAGAGGACAGUGUUUGUACUUGCUAAGACCAAAGCGAGGCCAAGUUAUUUCAGAGCAAUGGAAGAUGAUGCAAAAGUGGUGCAAGAAGUGCUCAAGAACCUGAAAAGAACCAAAAAGAUAUGCGAAAACAUUGUUCAUCAUCAAGAAUGUGUAGAUGCAGAUAAUUUUCAGAAGAUUAGAAGACAACUCAAUGUCUGUAUCAUAGAGAAGCAAAUAGCAGUACAUUACCGUAUGAACCAGAAGGGAAAAUGA